This is a messenger RNA of Aplysia californica (California sea hare), 3000 nucleotides long. Its product is annotated as sigma intracellular receptor 2. The coding region runs from base 236 to 760 and encodes 174 amino acids. The transcript is spliced from 3 exons. NCBI's taxonomy places the organism in Eukaryota, Metazoa, Mollusca, Gastropoda, Aplysiida, Aplysiidae. The record is from RefSeq and is a predicted model, not a curated record. Gene Ontology annotation, cellular component: endoplasmic reticulum.
AUGAAUGAGGAAGUUUUGACGACGAGUUUAGAGCUCCGCGAAACAACAAAUUUGCAGUGUGUCGAUUAUUAUUGACACAAGUUAAUAUUGAUGUAUCUUUUGAUUUCAGCUUUGGAUUUCUGACUUCCAGUUUGCUGUUAACGUGAAUACUAGAUCUAGAAAAAGCGCAGUAACUUAAUUGAACCUGAAAGUUUGAGAAAAAAGCCUGUGUCAACAAGACACAAGAGACUUGAAAAUGCUCAGAUUUGCUGAUGCUGUCUUCUGUUUUUAUUUUGUCUCACAUAUUCCCAUCGUUUUGCUCGUGGAUCUGCAGGCAUUGCUGCCCGAGGAGUAUUUCCCUAAAUCAGUGGUUGCAAUGAAGGAUGAUUACUGCCGUGAGUUCCGUGACCCAAUGUUGAUGGAUCCUCCCGGAUGGUAUCAGUCAUUAAUUUUAUGUACUGUAUUUAUAAAGCUUCCAUUUACUGUGUUUGCACUUUAUGGAUAUCUUAAAGGUGCCAGGCAGUGCCCCUGGUUGAGGAUUCCAAGCAUUCUAUACGGCUGCCACGUCGCCACCAUGCUCAUUCCUGUCUUUGGACACACGUUGACACACGAUUUCUCUAAAGGAAAAUUCCCAGGACCAAGAAAUAUGCAUGAGCGUCUCGUUCUUAUUGGUAUGUUCAGCCCUCACCUCCUUUUGCCUCUAUGGAUAAUGUUGGACGCGUUGUUUAGUUCAGCAUUUCAACAGCAGGGGAAGCAGUCGCAGCAAAAGAAAAUCAAAUAGGGGAAAUCACCUGCAUAUAAAAUUUCUUUAUAUCUGGAUACAUGUGUUCCAUUUAAUUUAAAUUUUAAAUGGGUGAUUAGGGAUGCCAAUUAUAUGUUCUAUUUUUUUUUACUACAUCUCUUUUGUUUAUGUCCAAUUUUCUUUUUGGUUGCCUUCUAUGACCAUGACUGUGUUGAUUUGCCUCCCCUCCCCUUCCUUGUUACAUAAACAAACACAUUUUCCAAUGCCACUGCACUGCACUGUUUUAGACUAUUGAUUACUUAAACAAGGAGAGGAGUCUAAUAUGGUCAGUCUAUCUGUCAUUCUUUUGUUUUAGCGAAAGUCAGAAGUCUAAGGCAUGCACAAUGGUCCUUCAUAUAUCACCUGAGGAAGAUACUCAUAUAUACAGACAUUAUAUAUACACCCGCACUGAUAUAGUGAAUAAUUCAAAUACAGCUCCGUGGUGAUAGCGGUGUGGUCAUGAAUCAACAAUGCUCUUCAUACACAACUUUCACCUGCCUCUUUGACCCUCUCUCAAAUUUCAUUUCAAUUACAUAUAUCACCAUGGCAACAUACCUUUCAACAAAGCUUUCAAGCUUGCGUAACUCUGAUAAUAGAGUGUUUAUACCAGUGUCUGUGGUUUAUUAGUUAAAAAGCUUUUACCUAUUGUUUGCAGAAUAUGUGAGUUCAAUUCCCUGAUGGAGAAAUUUUUAAAAUCAAAUUGUAUCUCCCUCUGCCUGCUGGGAUUUUGUACCCUUCUCAGCCUAGGCUGGAGCUGACAGUCAGGGUUGAAUUGAACUUCUUUCCUAAUAAUUAUAAUUGAAUCAUCGGCCCACACCUUGCCUUACUCUGUGCUGUCUCUCUCUCUCUCUCUCUCUCUCUCUCUCUCUCUCUCUCUCUCUCUCUCUCCUCAUGUUAUGGGUACAAUGGUGAACUGAAUUUGCAGCUAUCUUUAAGUUAGACGCCCUCACUGGUGCCCAUUUUGCCCAUUUUUCUUUUGGUGCUAUUUGUACAAAUGGUUUGCUCUAUGUGCAUGUUUUGAAAGCGAAGAAUAUGUAAGAAAAAAUUUGGGACCAGAAAAUCUGUUUGUACAUUAUGUGUGCAUUUUUCACGGUGCGUUUUUCAUGUGAAUGCUAGACAAGACUGUAUAUUAUAUUGAAGACUACAGUAGGAAUAAUGACAAGAGUUUCUCUUUGGUAAAUUUGAGAAAGCUUUAAAUUUCAAACUAGCUGGGUACCUCGUUCGAUGAAUGAACUUAAUCAUCAAGUCAUGGUGGGUUAAGUGCGCACAGCAUGUGAACGGAAGUCUUGAAAUAUGUCUUGAACACUGCACUGAAAUGCUAGAACUCUGUGUGGACGAAACAAAGCAUUUUGGAAAAAUCGGGGAAAGCAGAUUGCGUGGAUUUUUAAAAGUUAGGUCCAAGCUGCAUGGACGCCUGCGAAGUUUCAAAGGCGUGGGUUAGGUAAUAAGGGAGGAGUUUGUGCACAAAGCCUCUUAAGUCCAAUUUUAUAUAGAGAGAUUUUGAAAAUUUCAUAUUUUAAAAGAGAAGGAUAUGAAAUUUUCUCUGUUCAUUUUUACUUGCUCAGUCCCACUUGUCUCUGUUAUAAAAUGUUUUUAUAAUAAUAUUAUUGUUGUGUUAUUUUUUAAAUGUAGUGGCAUGAAUCCCCCAUGGGGUAUAACUCAAAUUAAUGAAAUGCGUGUACAUGACAAUGGCAUUAUUUCCCCUGUAGUCUUCAUUAAGCUUCCCAAUCAUUAUACAUGUAUUAUGUGUGUCCAUUAUGAAAUCAGGCUCUGGUCAAAGUAAAGAUAUUCAAGAAACAUAAUUUUUCCCACCUGUUGCGCAAUUUGUACAGAUUUUGGUAUUUUUUGCUCAACGCCUAUUUGGUCUAUUUAAUAAUUAUACAUUUCUGUGUGGAUUUUACUGAAAAAUGUUCAUCAAAGGCAUCAAAAAAAAAAAAAAAUGUACCGUUUCCGAGGACACUCAAGGGCUGAAAAUCUCUUAACUUUGGUGGCCAUUUUCUUGCUAAUUUUACCUCUGACACCAGGUGACCCCACUUCAUUGAGUAGCAAAUAUAUGUCGACUCUUACUCUUAAUUCGAGACAGAUGGUGUUUUUUUCAUCUAAAGCAAGAUAUAUUGAUAAGCUUUAACAGAUGAUAUCAAUAUGUCCAUAUGUAUGAGUAGUGACAAGUGCCUGAUUCCACAGUGUUGUGGCACAUAUUCCACUACAUUUGUUGCAAUAAAUAGAUAUUAUUAUUUUUU